This is a messenger RNA of Folsomia candida, 7453 nucleotides long. RefSeq lists its product as uncharacterized. NCBI's taxonomy places the organism in Eukaryota, Metazoa, Arthropoda, Collembola, Entomobryomorpha, Isotomidae. The record is from RefSeq and is a predicted model, not a curated record. The coding region runs from base 177 to 7328 and encodes 2383 amino acids. The transcript has 4 exons.
CCAGAUUCGCACUUAUGUUGCAUGAGCCCUUGUCAAUUCGGACAGCUUAAAAGUGUCUCAUAUUUUGGAAAGCGUUACUUAAUUAACCACAGAUUUAACCGAUACAGCAACCAUUCCAAAUUCAUGACAAAAUAGUUUGCAAAGAAUACGACUUUUCGGUAAGGAUAUUUAACAAAAUGUCGGAAGAGGACCUUCCCACCCUGCCCCCUUUGGAGAACGGAGUUAUCACCAUUGGUGAUCUAUGGGAUGCCAGAAAUUCUCGCCGCGUUGGUUUCAAUCUCUUCGGGAACAACAUCACCUCGAAGAAAAUUGGAGAUUUGGACGACCUCUUAGCAAUAGAAACCUCAAACGAAGUUGGCAAAUAUACCUUUGAGCACAUGAAAGAUUCAAGCGAUAAUGCGAACAAGGUCGGACUUGGGGCCCAAAUUACUUGCGAGUUGCUUGGAGGGCUCAUCAAGGUCACGGGAGGGUUUGACUUUGAGGUGGGGUGGAGCAAGGGCAUGUCGACGGAGGAGUGUAUUUGCAUCAUCACAAGGCCAAAGAAUUUGAUCCGAUUAAAAUCCAAUGGCCCCGAUGUCGUACAAAAAUACUAUGACGAACAUGUGAAGAUGUUGCUUGAGAAUAAUCCAGCCAAACUACCCCUUGCGACCCACGUCGUGACCGGAAUUGAUAUAGGAGGCAGGCUGACAUCGUCCAUCAAGGUCACCCAGAAAAAGACCGGAGAUCAAUACAAGGUAGGCUUCUUCAUCAAAGGCGAAGCCAAUCUGUUCGCCCUCACCGGAAAAAUGGAUAUGAACGCCAGCGUCGGGGAAGACAUUCAAAUCACAAAUUACGACUCUAAGAUCAAACUCGUCUGUAUGCCUCCAAUCCCGCCUCCCACGAGCGAGAAGGACUUUUACGAUGAUCCCCCACCAGAUCCUGAAAAUCCUCCUCCUCCAAAUAUCACUGUCGAUAAAAAUUUUGCAGAGGCUCUGGACAAAGAGAAGCACUUUGUGUAUUGGACAACCUUACCGUCCAACCCGAUGGAACUGAUCGGACUCCCAAUCAAAUUCACGCUCAGUCCGAUUGACCGUUACUUGCCCCCAGGAAAUCUAUACCUGCCCCCAGAAGGCGACAACAAAAGGUCAAAACUUCUCGAAGAUGACCCUUCCCUUAAGGAAUUUGAGGGACUCCUCUGCAUCCUUCGCGACUGGGCGGGGACUGAUUGUAUAAAGCGGAGAAUAAUGCAGAAGCUGAGGCGAAUUCAGAAAAUCCUUCACGAGCCGGAACAUGUCUUUACAGUUGAUACGGUUGAAGAGGAAGUUAAAUUACGAGAACUUGCGGAAGAAAAGAGAUUGGACGGUUUAAAAUUAUUCACGGCCUGGAAAGAAAAACUAUUUCUUGAGGGAAAUGAAGAAGAGAGAAAUUUUAAAGAAAUGGUUAGGGAACUGGCAGGUAUAACAGAAGCGCAAGAAGCCGCAAUUGUCGUUUUUGUUAAUAACAUGAUCACAAGGUCAAAAGCGGAAUUGGACGCCGUAAAUAUAACCACGCCAGCAAUUCGAGAAGGGGAAGAAGAAGAGGAGGAACAAGAAUUUGAUGGUGAAGAGAAAAGUCCACUCAUCUAUUUUACGAGUCAGACAGCACUCACCGCUUGGCAGAAGACGCAACGGUUCUGCAAACUCCUCUACUCCGCUUACAUCCCGGAAGAUGGUGCUCCGCCGCCGGAGGGAGAAUCCAUCCCACAACGAAUCUACAAUAUGAGCGAGCGUCUCGGAACGGUCUACAUUCAACCCGCCAUUUCAUAUCCCACGCUUAGUGAGAAAAUCGCUCGAGAAAGGAAAAAGUUUCGGGCUGAAGAUCAAGAGCUAUUUUCCAUCAAUACGCCGAACGGAACUCUCUCGUACACUCGGAGUGACGUAGACCUGGUCAAAAUUCACUUCGUCCUCGACCUCCUCACCGCCCUGACUGGGAUGGGAGGGGAGGCCGACACGUUUUCCAGGAUGGGUCACCUUUACAUCACCUACUGCGAACUGCACGGUAUCAAACUUAACAUUUCCCAUACGAUCGAUGUCAUCCCGCUCAUUCGCCUGUUGGAAGGGAUGUUUGGCUCACUCGCUAUUACGCAUACUUUGACAAGCACUAAAAACGAAAUCGAAAAUCGGGAAGAUUUUACACUCAUAUUUACUCAAGACGGCGUCCAAUCUUCCCGUCACGUUGUUUACGCGUUACUUCAACUGGGCCAAACUGCACCCAAUUUAAAAAAUGGGGACGUCCUUUGCGCCACGUUUGACAUAAUAAACGUCCCAGACGUUCCACCGCUCCUACUUUCCUGGGACAAACAAGUGAAAGGUGUCUGCCUAGAUCACUUGGACCUUCUCGUCCUCCUUGACCUGUACAAGAAGGAGGAGAAGUGGGACGUGGACCAGAUUUCAAAGUACCUUGGGAUCGGUCAGUUUGACCAAUCGCCCCUCUGCACUACGGACAGGGUACUAUUUUCACAGUAUGUGCGACAAAUGUCUUCCUUCCCAACUCGAACGGUUUCUAAUAAAGACUUGAACCCACUUGUUGACAUCUUAACAGCCGUCCUCACCGCAACGGUCCAAGGGCCAAAGGAUCUCGCUAAUGUUGCGACUCGCUAUGCAAUCAAACUACUGGGCGCGGAUUACGACCCUGGAGAUAUUCCUUCUUGGGAUCCGAACCAAGAGGAGUACAUAAUCGAGACAGGGAAUUCAACUGCCUGGGGUGAAAUUGCCACUCAUCUGGGCAUGAUUUGGUCGUCCAAGCCAAGGUUUGCCUACUACAACGCUUUGUUUCUACUCUUUGGUGAAUUCCAACUGUACGCAUCGCCAAUCCCAGUUCCAGAAAUUAUUGAGGAUGAGGAAGACGAGGAAAUUCCCGAAGGCCUCAGAGAAGAAGAGACAGCCACCCCAACCCCGGCAGAGCAAUAUGACACACUAGACAAAAGUCUGCUGAAAGAAUUUCCAAGCGAAAUUAGUGACACCUUCAGGAACGAAGUCGACCUAAUCCACGGCCUCAGAACGCUCCACUCGAAAGGAUGCGCUCGACUCUACACGACCGCCCUCUCGCGCGAAGUAGGCAGAAUAGAACAGCGAAUUGGGGGCGAUGAACAACACCAAGAAAAGGCAACCAAGAUCCAAAUAGUGAAACACUUAAAAGGAAUCGUAUCCGAGAUUCAGUCCAGUGCCACAGUCCCGGACCAUUUGUGCCAUGCCCUUCUAGAGUUUACGGCAUCGGUCGAAAUACCAGAAACAUCAGGGGAUGAAGAUCCCCCAGAAAAUCAGAAAUACCCGCCAGAAAUUCUCUACCGACUGCGUACCUCGCUCAAAUUAAAGCGCUACUACCACAUGCUCAGUGAUUUGGUGGAAAACACGCCAGAAAAAUUUGACAUCCUACAACUCAGCCAUUUUCAGCUGGAAAUGUACCGUCUUGUCAGCAUCACCGACUGGCUUAAUUUGAUCCGACUCAUUCAAGAGAUUUCCACUUUUGAGCAAGUCACCCUCGAACGAAUCUGGAGCAAUGCAAAAUUCCAAUAUUUAAUUCGUGCCAAUCUAAACAACGACCUAGUACUUCGCGCCUUAGCAAAAGGGUUCGUCAAACCGGGACAAAACACUGUUCCUAAAUACAUCCCACGAGAUAUUGCUAAGGCGAUUCUAAGCAUCAAUCUCUCUCCAGAGGGAAACCCGAUCGGUUUUGAACCCAUCUGGACGAGCAAAGCCGUGCUGAUCAAGUCACUCCAAAUCCUGUGGGUCUUAAAAGUCAUUCCCGAACAGUUCCAAUUAUAUCUGCUGAGAAAUACCGUGGCGGAAGAUGGAAUCGUCUACGAAGCUUUGAAGGAUGUUGACGCUUUGCUUUAUUGGAACGAAGAGAAGAAAUAUUUCGACCAAAUUUGGGACUUGGCGACGAUAUAUGAAGUAAUUCUUCGGUUAAUGGGGCAAUAUGAGGCAAAACUCAUAAAAAAUAGGUCCAAUAAACCCCACGAGAUAUACCAAUUUCAACAUAAGAAAUCCACCGUUGUCAGCUCUUCCACUCGCCGACGCACCGAAUUAAUCACCGUCUCCCAAUUUCUCACAAUGACGAAAUCGCCUCCCGCCCAGGAUAACCCAGACUUUGAAAGCAAAAUUAUGAGACUUCUCUACCAUUUGAAACUCAUGAAAAUGAGCUCCCUCCAGGGAAGCUACAACCCUUUCGUACUCACCGAAAGGGUGGACACACUGACACAUCUCCUUUCCCGGGCGGAAGGGCCACUACAAACCGAAUUAUUGACAAUAAUUGGCACUAAAUUUAGUUCGCAAUUCGCCAUCCCACUCACAAUUUGCAAUUCUACGUCUCCUCAGACCUUCAUUUCAUUUACUUACUCGCUCCUCCUGGAACCUUACAAGUCAGCCCAACUCCCAAAAAUUAUCACUGCAAUUCGCAUCGGUCCAGACACACCGGAAGGAAAGAGUCACUUCCUGAAUUCGAUGUGCACCUUGAAUCUAGCCGCGUUUGCAUCAAAAUCUAAUUCCACUCCGGGCGAUAUUCCCCAAUAUUUGGAAGGAUUCAUUGAUGUCAUCAAAAUUAACGAGACCACAGGAAACCCUGUCUUUUUAGAUGUUUUGUUCAGAAAUGGAAAACCAGAAGAAUUUUAUGUCCUUAACGUGCACGGGGACGCUUUAAAAAAUCCGCAACAUUUAAAGCUCAUUCAAACCGUGACCUCAUCGUUCAUGGUGUUUUGGAACCCGCAAAAUUGGAGCAGUGUCGUCGACAAGAAACAAGAGCUUCUAAAUGUAAUAAAACCCUCCCACGCCACCGUUCACUUGUACAUUGAUCCCACGGAGGACACAAUUGAGGAGAUUGAACAGUCCGAAAUUAUCCGGAAGCCAUUUGCAACACCAACCCCGGAAAAUUUGAAUAAUUGCGGGAAAGCCGUGGCCACCGCCCUCUUGCGGAGACCCAAACAACCAAAUCUUUCCAGUAAUGCAGACCCCACUCCCGCCAUCACAUUUCCCACUAAACACCCCGUCGCUGUUGACACGGCGUCCUGGAUUCAUACCAGUUCCACAAAAGUAAUCAAAUCUUCCUUAAUUCUUCAACAGGGAUGGAAACAUGCCAAAACUGAAGCAGAGUUAGAUUCACAUUGGACUUCUGAUCCAUUUUAUGCCACGCUAAUAACGAAACUGGUCCAAAUCUUGGAACACAGUGAAGAAGAAUAUCGCACUAUCUUAUCCGAUCUAGCCGAACUUCUGACUCCCACGAGUGAAAAUGAGGACAUGGCGACCACAGCAUGGAAAAAUUUGGGUUCCCUCACCCACCAAGAAUUUGGUCACACGUCCUUCGGGGCGGUGACUCCAACGACGGUAACAAAGCAACAACAUCUCCUCGGUUAUUUGCAAAACGAUAUUGACACGGCGCGAUUGAACGUUACUGAUCUGCUAACAGAAUUAUGCAAAAUUUACGAACUUUCUCCCGCAAAAUUACCCUUCAAUCCCGUCCCCAUCAUGACAACCCUGUUCCAAUCGAAUUCUUCCGCUCUGCCCGUCCCAUCCGUCCCAAGUGCGGGAUUCUUUACGGAAAAGUGGUCACAAGAGUUCAUCUCCAAUUUAGAAGACACAUCCGUCUUUGUCAUGAACUGUGUUGGAACCGAUGCAUUUCAAAUUAGUGGAGUUGUCAACUCCAUUUUUGGCAUAAGUUUCACCUCUACGUCGUCCCGCUCUGGGUGGAGCGAGACACCGUGGUCCGGUCUCUUCAUGCGGUUGAUUAUCUUGAGUGACGAAAUUACAGACCAAACCGGAAUCCGAUCAAUUCUCCUCCUCCACGCGAAACCACUCUGCGCCACGACCGCCAAUGGUCACCCAACUCUGACACAGAGAGACCAACAGCUGUCCACCUUCCUCCUCGCGACGAGCAACCUCUCCCUCAUUUUCGACUUUGAUCUCACCUCAUUCGAAUAUACCGCCAUCCUCGAAACGUCUCUCAUUGCCCUGAACAAGGUUGACAUUGAUGACAAGACGCCACGCCUCUUCUUCAUCGGCUUGACGGUCCCGCAACUCGGAGGAUCCGAGAUACUGACCAUGCUGGACAGGACGAAACGCAUGGCGGAGAGUUGGAUCGACUACGGCGACAUUUCCACCCUCGGCCACCGCGUAAUCCUCUCCGCCCUUCAGGAUGUAAAUGACAACCCAGGAAGCGUAAUUUUCGACCUUACUCUAUAUCCGACCCUGAUUCCCUUGUCCGACGCAAUUAUCACAGCCGUAACCAAUUUGAAAGACGAGUGUCCCAAAUUACCCGACUUUCUAACCGAACUAGGACCUAUUUGGACCCACAUUCGGGACAAGGUACCCUUUCCGCAUCCCAACUUUGACGAGAUGACCCGGUCAGAAAAAUUCUACGCGGCCCUGCACGAACUACUCAAUCUGAUCGAUGACGCAUUCAACUUUCACGUCGAGGACUUUCCCACCUCCAUAUUUAGCGAGAUGUCAAACAUCAUCAACGCCUGGGUGACCAAAGAGGAGGGCGAAGUUUCCGUCCCGACAAAGAAGGACAAUCUCUGGAGCAGAGUUUCCGCCUAUGUCAACAAAAUGUGGGAAGAUUGCGAAAUGAAUGAAGAAGAUGAACAGUGUGUCGCCUGCAAAAAUAAAGAGAUCAAGCAAAAAGAGAUACUGGACGAAUGGCCACCUUGGGAAACAGAGGAACCUGAACCCGAACCUGACACGCGGUUCACUCAAAUCAAAUUUACCCAACUAGUGGAGGAAUACAUUUCAUGGGAGAGAUGGCAUUACGUCAAUCUUGCAAAGGAAAUGAUGACCGCUUUUGAGAUGCGUCUACUCGCCCAAGAAGAAGAAACUUACAUUGAAGAAGAAGACGACCCUGAAUUCAGUCCUGUUCAGAAAGCUAGCCUGGAAGUGAAGAUUAUCGACUCGGAGAGAAGAUUGAGACAGGAGAUGGUCUCACUUUUCCCUGGAGUGGACAUGGCGUGGGAUGAGAAUGAGGAUGGCUUUGACUACCUUAAAACCACUCCUGCAUUUGCAGAUCCUGAUAAUCCUCUAAUGAAUGAAGAGGAGGCUCAAAAAUUGAGAGAUUUGUUGGUCAAUCUGCCCACUAUUGAGGUCAGGUUGGGCGGCCAUGUUGGGAUUUAUCAGGGAGGAAUGGUUCGUCGUACGAUGAGCACAGUUGAGACGGCAGCCGUGUUAAAAUUCGAACAGGAAGUUGGCAAAAAAAUCAUUAACAAUUUCCGACUGAAGGUUGUCUCCCACACGGUGUGGAGAUUGAACAAAAUUCUGAAUACGUCCCAAAAUUGGUGGAAAAAGGAUCAUGAUCCGCUAGUUAUUUAUUUGGCCAGUUUGCUGUAAGAUUGGAUUGAAAAAUAUCUUUGCAUGUAAAUAUAUAAAUGCAAUUAAGUAAUCUACACAUGAACCAAUUUAUUAAUUUAAUCGUAAUACAUAUUUACAUGCUAAUAAAUAAUGUUAUAGCUUCA